CACACAUUGCCCUAUCACCCUGCAUGUGAGGAACUGAGUGUCUACGAUCAGGAGUGAGUCACCUGAGUCAAGAGCUUGAACUGUGUGGGCUUCCUGCACAGGGCAGCCAUUUUACAGAGGGUGACAGGUCCUUCAUAUAUAUAACCUCUACCUGACAAGAGUGCAACUGCGGUCAAAGUGGUAAGAGAAGUUUUUGGUUUUUGUAUUAUUGUAGUUUUGAUAUCUUUGUUACUGCCAGAAUGUGCUGUGACAGCUUCACGGCUGCUGCUGCUGUGCAUUAGGAGCUUGAGCAGCAGCUUGCUGUGAGUCACAGCAGCUUAACCUCUUCUGUUAUUAGUCAAGCUGUGUUACAAACCUGGAAAGGUCCAGUGAUAAAGGAAGCUGUAGUUACAUUGUGUUCCCCCUCUGAGUUUUUUCCAAUAGAGUAGGGGGUCUGCUUUACUUCUAAGGCUGAACAACAACUUUAUCACUGUAUUGAUUUACAUUGUUUCGGAGAGAUUGACACAUACAACAUAAAACCUACCGAAUAUUACUCUCAAUCCUUUUGUAACCAACCAGCUGUUUGAAAAACUUCAUACACUUUACUCUAAAUUCAUCUUUAGGCAGACCCUUGAAGCUUAAACCAGCCCAUGACCAAUCUCUGUACCCAUCAGCAAUUAUCAUCCAUUAUCACCUGUGAGGGAAGAGUGAUCAAUAUGCCCUUGAGAACACACGCCAACUUUUAAGUAGUUGAGCAUUUUUACAUUUCCGUGAACUAUGGAGGCAUUAAGAGGAAACUAAGAACAUCUUGGCCAUGUUUCCCAGCACUAUGACAGUGUGUCUGAUUUUGUCCUCAGAACAGACUGUUCUCCCUGCCCACACCAAACCUGCAAAUACACCACUGCCUAAUUCUACCCAGACUACAAACACAAACCCGAUUAUUUCCCAUGCUGAAAAUCCAGACCUCACACAAAGAUUCUGUGUUUUUUACACAGAAUCUAUAAACAGAGAUUUUAUUUUCUAAAAGUUUUUUUUGAAGUCUUGAAUGACGAUUUCCUUGUGAUGAUGAUGAUGUGAGUCAGAAACAAAAGGAUCAGUUUAGGCAGCUAUAACUUACAUAUUUAAAUGUAUUAUUUAUGUUAAACUAUAGGCUAACUCAUAGGCCCAUUUCAGACUGGUUCUACAAACGAUCUGUGUAUCUAAAUACACUCUGUGUGUGAGUUACUUUUAAUCAACCUGGUAUAGAACUGAAAGGUUAUUUUAAUGUAAGGUCUUUUUUAACAAGGAUGUACCUGAUGAUGUCUUAUGUACUGAUGAAUCAAAUGUUCCAUCAAUCAAUAUAUACCAAGAGUGAGUGACUGAACUUAAUCCACAGUAAAUAAGUAUUUAUGCCUGGUUUAAAUGGAUUAAUAGGUCAUAAUUCUCAUACUGUUGAAUUUCCUGAACCUCUGCAGAAUAAUGUCCUCCAGCUUCUUGUUAUGGUUUUGAUUCACUCUCCUCUCAUCAACUGUUUCACCUGUUUACCGUGGAAAAGCACUGAGUGCUACCUGAGGAGGAUCACAGCUUAGCUAAUGAAUAAGGUGUUGCAUUUAGUUUCUAGAGUCAGAUAUCUCCCUUAGUGCUGGUGUUGAAAGAAAACACAGCUGAAAGAAGAGUGCAGAAGACUUCACCAUAAUAAGACUGACACAAAUAUGACUCCAAAUAAUAAAUGCUACUUUUGCUCUGUAUACCUCAGGUGUGUUGAUGUCAAUUAAAAGAGAGAAAGAGGUAUUUUUAAACCGAGCUGAUUAUUGCACUUUUUAUUCAACAAUGUUUUCAUGUAAUAGAACGAUGAAUACAUAACAUUUUCUCUACUGUAUAAGAUUUAUGGAAGUUUGAAACUCAUAAUCAGGGACAUUUGUGCAGUCAGAGUUAUUUUCUUUAUAUGACCACAAGAACUUUAUAGUAUUAUCAAUUCUAAGACUGAAUAUGGGGCUGAAUCCCAGAUCCAAAGUACACUGAAGGCCUCUGAAAUGCUGUCCAUUUAGCAUUUAUCCUUGUAUGCUUUUUAAGCAUGACUAAUAAUGGUAGCUUUCCCCCCACAGUUCCUCCCUCUCUAUAGGGACGUAGGAACUGAGUGAUCACUUCUUUCUCAAUGACUCAACAGAAUCCCUCUGCAGCAUGAAAAGCUGGAGCAGGACACUCGAGAGUCAAGAGGCUGACAGCGUGGUCGGGUCCUCCUCCAGCAAGAGGAACUCCAACAGUGAUCCACCAGCCCCUGUGUGGGUGACUCACACACCCACACCGGAUAAUAACACAGAUGAGGACGACGAUGACGGUACUACCUCUGCCAGCUCACCUGAUGCAGAGAAAGAGAAAAAAGGGACCAUGAAGGACAGGCUGAAGUCUCUCCUCCCUCAGUCUUGGAGGGGUUCAAAUCAUAACAGGACUCCAGAUAGAGACAGUUUAAAUGACUCUGAAGGCAGCACCAGAGGGAUUAAGAUCCUUCCUAAUGGGACAAGGGUGAGCCCCCCUGUAAGCCCCUUGGUGGGGCGUAAAAACUGGUCUGAGUCACUUGGCAGCUCCAGCCACAGCUCUCAUAAACCUCUGCUUCGGGAGAGUCCCUCUGAUGAUCUGUUCAAUAAGGACUAUCCAGAGGAAUCCCUCCUCACCAGCAUCCACCCUGCAGAGUACUACGCUGAAAAACUGGAGGUCUACAACCAGAAGUACUCUUACUUAAAAUCUUGGCCAGGGCUGCUCAGACUCCAAGCUGGACUUGAGCUGCUAUUUGGUGGCAUGGCGUUAGCCUGUGUCAUCUCCUACAUUCACAAAGACAGUGAGUGGUCCAACACCUAUGGACACAACAGUGGUGCGUACAACUACGGGAUGGGCAUGUCUGGGUACAGCUACUCAGGCCCAAUGACUCCCUUUAUUGUAGCAGUGGUUGGGAUCUGUUGGAUUUUAACUUUCAUUCUCCUUUCAAUGGGUAUGACUAUGUAUUACCGCACCAUCCUACUGGACGCCCCCUGGUGGCCGCUGACAGAGGCCUUCAUCAACAUGACCAUGUUUCUACUCUACAUGGCAGCCGGGAUCGUCUACGUGAACGACUUGAACCGCGGGGGCCUGUGCUACAUGACGAUAGGUGUUAACCCCAUUAUGGCUAAUCUGUGCCGAGUUGAAGGGGGCCAGAUGGCGGGGACAGCUUUCAUCUUCAUCAACAUGGCCAUGUAUCUGGGAAGUUUCCUGGUGUGUCUGAAGAUGUGGAGGCAUGAGGCGACGCGAAGGGAGAGGGAGUACUUUGAGAACCAGGUAAGAAUCCAUCAGUGAAACUUGACUGUGAGGAGUUUGUUUCAGGUUGUAAAAAGAUUUUGACAUUAAGACCGGCGUGGCCUUCAGAAGCAACACAAUGGCAGAUUUUUUUUUUUUUUUUUGGUCAUUUUGUUAUUUUGAAUUCCCAGAACCACCAUCUUAGGGUACAUUUGGGAAAAAGUGUUCAACAGCAUACUGAUUAAACACCCUCUGACAUUUUUUGCUCUCAACUAAAGCACAACUGGAUGAGUGUGGAUUUUUUGUGUCGGUUUUAUUGAAAAAAAAAAAAAAACAGACUAAAACAUGCACAGGAUAAAAUCUACAAAAAAGAUAAGAUGUACCAUUUUGUCCACAGGGAGCACCAAAAUCUACAAAAACAGAAAAUUUCUCUACAGGGACUUUCAGAUGAGAGACAAGCGUAUGCCAUCUGAAUUCAGAGUGGGACAGAAAUAUUUCUCAUAAAAAUAAUCUUAGCUGUGUAAAACUACAUGUGGGAAUUGCUGCUAAAUGAUACACGGCCCCAAAGAGCUAGAAAGUCUUUGCAAGUCAUUUACCUUUCGUUCAAUUCUUCUGCAAAUAUAAGGUUGGGGAAAUCCUUUUACUCUGUCUGAGCUCCUUUGUCAUACACACUCAUCUUCUCUUUCCCUUUCACUUUUCUCAGGAGUCAAACAUGAGACAUGAUAAGGCAAAUUAAAAAACGGCUUCUCUCUGUUUUUGAGGUGAUAAAGGUACGAGAGACAUAUUAAAUGCCACAGUUUGGGAGACUUUAGCUGAUUACAAAUGAACUAACAAAAGCUCCACAACAGCAUCAGCAGAUCAGAUGGGAUAAAUAGUUAUCUUAUCAAUCUGUAUUAAUCAAAUUAUUUGUUUUCCUUUUUUGGAAAAAAUGUGUGAAAGGUGCAUGCAUUCUCAAUUUGCUUCUACACACCAUGCAUAUAAAUUUAUUUAAAUUAGUUGAUAACACCAAGUAGAGAGUCCACCAAUGCGUGUAUGAGUGCGCCAAAACAAGAUUAUAAAAUGAUAUCUUGAUCUGUGAUCUCAACCUCUGCCGUUAAAGACAAACAUGUGACAAUUGAUGACAAAAGACAAAGUUAUGUUCACAAAUUUGGGGAGACAAGGUGGCCUGAGUUGUUCUGCAAGAAAAGUAAAAAUGAUUUUAACCACAACAGAGACGUACAAACAAUAAUAUACUGUAGAGCUUUUAGCCUAACCCAUAUGCUGUGGCACAAGCUUUAUAAAUUGUGAUCAUUUGCUGGGUUGAUAGACCAGUUUCAAUAGCUCUGUAAGGCUGCCUGAGCCUGCAAUGUUUAACUCAUAAUAGUGUCUGGUUGUUGUUGUUUUUUUUUUUCAAUCUUGAUAGAUUUUUCCUCUGACUGUUGCUUUUGUCAUCUUUUUUGUUUUUAUUUUUAUUUUCCUUUUUUUUGAAUGUCUUAAAUUUUGUUUUCUGUUCUCUCAGGAAGCUUCUUGUCAUGUUGAUACAGACAUUAAAGCUCCUGUGAGGACUUUUUUUAUGUUUAUGAAAUAGACUGAAAUUCUUAUUGAUGCCAUUUUAUGAUUUAUAAAAGCAAACAACAACAACAACAGAAACAAGAUUAAUUACUUUUAUGUUGUAAUUUUUUAAUACCUGAAAUGUGUGGGAGGGGGUAGAUGCCACCCAAGCAGCUAAAGAAAAAGCCCUGAUUUUACAGUAUUCAUAUGAAAUAUCCACAAUAAAUGAUCUGACUAUCAAAAGUCAGAAUGAUCAGGGUUUUUUGCGUGAAAUGACACCACUUAAGCAUACAGAGGACAGGAUCAACAAAGAUUGUUGUGGCCACAGGAAGAACCAAAACUGACUAAAAGUUUCUCACAGGAGCUUUAAGUAUAUUACAUAUAGGUACCCCAGUGAAGGUUUCUCCCUUUUAUCUUUCAGGAGCUUCACCAGUCCAUCCCUCUCACCCUCCCAAAAACAAAGCGUAUAUCAUUUAAGGACGAAAUGGAUAACUCUCCGAAUAAAGAUAAAUCUAUGUUCAACCCCAACAUCCAAAAAACACCAGUCAGUCUGAGCAGAGCAGCAGCAUCUGAAUACACACCUAAAGUGCAUGUCAUGGCUGACUACAUCAUGUGAGUACACAUUUUUACUGUCGGUAAAAAUGUUCAGUUUGUCGUCACUAUCUCGAGUUAAUUUUCCCUAAAAUUCGUCCCAUAGAAAAUAUCCAGAGAUCAGGAGUGUGGAAGAAAGGGAGGAGUACAAAGCAGUUUUCAAUGACCAGUACCAGGAAUACAAGGACCUCUACAGAGACGUCAGCACCACCCUCAAUAAGUUCAGAGAGCUGGACGCCAUGAUGGAAAAACUACUCAGAGAUGGAAAAAGCCGAGAGGUGAGAUAGAAGAAAACAAACCUUUAUUGAAACCCCUUUAUAAAGACACUUUCUCUGUGUUAGUAAUUUCAGUUAAUAAGAAAAUAAUCAAGACUCAUUAUAGUAUUGAUGUCAUUGAUUAUCUUUUUUCAUAGUGUGACACUGGCUGAAAGUUGUUUUUUGUUGUAUUUUUGUCUAAACCCUUUGGUUAUUUUUCUCUCAGAACCAGCAGAGGAUUCAGACCAUUCUGAUGACAUUUCAGCAGAAGAAGGAUGUAAGUUUUGUGAAAGAGUGUUUUCCUGUUCAAAAUGAGUUCAGAAUACAUAAAAAGAAAAUCAUUUCAAAGUAGUUUUAGAGUUUCAAUCGUUUUUUAACAACUGUACAGUAUAAAUUUUUCUUCAAAAAAAUGUCCACUAAUGCAUGUCAUGUACCUCCGUCAUAAAAUGUGAUAAACGCUGUGUUACAAAAUAAUUUAGACAACAUGUCAGUAAACAGAAGGAGAUAUAACAGAAAAAAGUGACCAGAAAAAAAGUGAAGAUUCAUGGAGACUUAUGUAGGCUGCAGACAGUAUUUUGUUUGUAAUCUUAUAUGUUCAUGUUUUUACAGGACCCUGCUUUCCUGGAGAAAAAGGAGUGCUGUGAUUAUUUAAAAGCUAAAUUAAGCCACAUCAAAAACAGAAUCCGCACCUUUGACCAGGAAACCACGAGAAAUGCUUGAGGAUGAAGAGAAUAAUUACCUGCACUAAAAGAUAAACAAAUACAAGAAAGAAAAAAAAGAUUUUUUUUCUUUUGUGUUUUGCUGCUUCAGUUUGUUGAAAGCUUUAAAUGAUUUUAUUUUGAACCAAAAUAUAGUUAUUCUAAAUUAACAGAAAAAGUUUGUAUUUUGUACAAGCCUUAAUACCUGUAUCGAAAUUAUAUGAAACCUGAUUUAUACAACUUUUGCUCUGACAAUACAACAGAAAAAGGACUAAAUGGUGUACUCUUUUUAUCUUAUCAGUCCAUAUAUUUGUCUGGAUUAUGACUUUUGCCAGUGAUUUUGAUUAUCUUUAACAUUUUCAAUUUUUCUUUUUUUACUUAAAAUGUAUUUUAUUUUGUUUUAUGCCUCAGCCUGUUUUUGAUUGGAUCAUCUGUUCUUAUUUUAAAUAUAAAAAGGGACGGGACUUUUUAAGUUGUUUACUUCAUCCCACGCCCUUUUUGUUAUGUCAGUUUUUACAGUAAGUAUGUUGUAAUUGCUUGCUUUUAUACUUUUUUAUCUCUAUUUGUCUUAUAGUUACUUAAUUAAAUAAAAUAAAAUGGCAUCUGUGUUCAAGAGAGAAAUGGACCUAUCAGAGGUGUUCUCAGUAAGUGUGUAACACGGCUAUCUAUCACAUAUACCACUUAACAGAAUGAUACAAAAUAAAUACAGACAAACACGCUCGCCAGUCAGCACUGUAUGUCUCCUAAACCACUAUCUGACAUUUUAUCAUUAAACAUAUUUAACUGCACACUUUAAAGGAAUAUCUAAACUGAUUUUGUAUGCAAUUUAACUAUAAGCCAGACUAUAAAUCAAACUUAACACAGUUUUAAGCCGCACAAUAAUUUUCACCCAGUAUGUGAAAAUAUAUGUCUAAAGCAUGUAAGAAUCAGUUCAUUAGUUGACUGCUCAAGGACGACUAGAGAAGUCUUCAGGUCUCAGACAGACCUUUUUUAUGGUCACAGGUAGAGUAAUACAGCGCUGGACUCAGAGUGACAGAGCUCGUAGGAUUUCUGUCACAACGAGUGCCCAUUUCUGGGUAUACUUCAUAACUAUCUUCUUGGGCAGGAGUUGGACUUAAACCCAACUGAGUCUCAUUAGCCAGUUAUCUCCAAUGCUAAUAGGCCAACCACUGCUCACGUGAUCUUACUAAAAUGUGCGAUAAAAUAUAUGUGUGUGUGUUGACCUUGAGG
Xyrichtys novacula (pearly razorfish) is the source of this 7528-nucleotide messenger RNA. The record is from the annotation of a GenBank genome assembly. Lineage: Eukaryota; Metazoa; Chordata; Actinopteri; Labriformes; Labridae.